AUGAAAACAUUUCCCCCCGUGUAUUUCUUUAUGCUACACGCGCAAAUAUUUCCUGUCCUUUUUCGUCUUUUUUUUCUGUUUUCUUUAACGCUUUUAUUCGCUUAUUUUUUUUUUCUUUUUAGUUCUUUAACUGUUUUUUCUUUAUUUUCAUUUUUGUCAUCUUUUUCUUCUCUAUUGACAUUCUCCUUCCUUCUUCCUUUGCUUUGUUCAUCGUUGUCUCGGCCUGAUUUUGAUUUUUUUUCUUCUUUCUCUUUCCUGCUUAUUUCUCUCUCUCUUUUCCUUUCUUUUUUAUAUUUGUUUUUUUUUUUUUUACUUGUCACUAUUCUUUUAUUUCUCUACUGUAUAUUCUUGUUUAUUUGGAUUUCUUUUCAAAUUUUAUUUUCUUCUUUUUUCUUCCAUUUUUUUUUAAACUAUUCUGUUUUUCUGGUUCAUCUUUUUCUCUUUUUUCUGCAACUUUUUCUCUUUUUUCCGUGUCUUUAUUCGCUUUUUCUGGAUUUUUUCUCUCUUUUCUGCAUCUUGUUCUCUUUCAACCGCAUCUUUUUCUCUUUAUCUGCAUCGUUUUUCUCUAUUGUUCGCAUCAUUUUCUAUUUCUUCUCCAUCUUUUCUACUUUUCUACAUCAUUUUCGCUUUUUCCUGCAUCUUUUUCAUUUUCUUCUGCCACGAUUUCGCUUUAUUCUGCAUUGUUUUCCAUUUUUUCUGCAUCUUUUUCUCGUAUUCUGCGUCGUUGUUUUGCGUCCUUUUCUCGGGUUGGGGUCUGUAGUAGCUUGGGUUCUUUGA
Messenger RNA from Acanthosepion pharaonis, 777 nucleotides. The record is from the annotation of a GenBank genome assembly. NCBI's taxonomy places the organism in Eukaryota, Metazoa, Mollusca, Cephalopoda, Sepiida, Sepiidae.